This is a messenger RNA of Lithohypha guttulata, 1686 nucleotides long. RefSeq lists its product as uncharacterized. Lineage: Eukaryota; Fungi; Ascomycota; Eurotiomycetes; Chaetothyriales; Trichomeriaceae. The record is from RefSeq and is a predicted model, not a curated record. The coding region runs from base 1 to 1686 and encodes 561 amino acids. The transcript has a single exon.
AUGUCUGAAUUUGCACCCAACCAGGGUCCUGUGGCUUGGUCACAAAAUCUACACUACUUGUGGCAGAAUGAAAAGAAUCUGACGAAAGUACAGUCUGAACUUGGUGAUGCCAUAUCCCAGAGAUCACGUACUCCUGGAAAUGACACGCGACUAUUGCAAGAGAAAGACGCCGAGAUUGAAAGGUUGAAGGCGGAGCUAGCCUUCCAUCAGAGCAAUGCUAGUUUAGUACUACAAAGAUUAAGUCAGCAAGACCGCGAAAUCUAUAACCAGAACAUCAGAAUUCAGCAACAAGAGCGAACGAUCAGAGUCCACUCAGCAGAGUUGUCAAAGGUCCAGGACCGCCAGCAACCGCAUCACACAACCCCUUCCCAUCAACGCAGCCAUUUUACUACUCUUGGAUACUCAGGUUCUUCACCGUUUCACGAAACACCAGUCCAAAAUGGCUUCGGUCCACCUCUAAAUUCUGAAGUAGCUCUCCCACCGGGUUAUCAUACUCAGUGGGGUACCUUCAAAUUUCCGAACGCCUCUUCCAACCCGGACCAAACUCUUGUUGUGCGUCAGCCUUCUAUUAGCAAUCCUGCGCAACCAUUUCGAGGAGGUGCCGACAGGCAAGGGUCUCCAUUUCCUGUCAAUCAGAUGAGAAACAUGACCCUCCAAAAUCACGUCAAUUCCCAAGAUAACGAAUAUCGAACACCACCUCGUGGUCAUCCUGCAUCUGAUAGUACCGGUAGCAACAAUUACGGUACUUCUGCUACAAGCACAGAAGCAAGCGGUCGAAUGUUCCCACCAGUCCCGCCACAAACUCCGGUUCAGAGGACGGAGUCCGCUAUGUCUAGGCCUCGGAGUAUGAAAGACGCCGUUAUUCCGUACUCGACGGGCACUAGGGAAGACGAGCUUAGUAAAAAGCUCGCAGUACUUUUCGACGAAGCCGUCGAUUUCGCGUACACUUUUGCCAACUUUCCAAGCAAUGCAGCUGAUAAAGCCAUGCCACAGCACAUUAAAGACAUCUUAAUGAGCAAGGCCACACAGACUACAGCCUUUCGCUUAAUGCAAAGCCAACAGACACGGUAUUGGUUGGUGGCCAAGGUUAUCCUAGGUGAUAUAAUUGAUGUCGUCUUCGGCGUCCUCACUUUUGUCGGGCUUGACGCUAGUAUCGAUGAAACUGUUGCGGCGAUAAGGCAAAAGCUAAAACCGAACACCCCUAACGAAAUCCGUCGACUCUAUCUGCGAGAGAUCACUGAGAAACACAACAAGCUCCGAAACCAUCCUGCUUGGGAGGAUUUUACAUCUCGAAAGGCAUGGGAAAGAGCUAAUGCCCUCUGGAGUAUUGUUCACCCUAUCAUGCAUCAGAGGGUGCCUGGCGAUUUCGGAAGGCUGCAAGGCCUGAUGAAGCAAGCAUAUUCGGUCGCGGAGCUGCGGUUCACCGAUUCUGCGGAAUAUCAGAUUUAUUUUCCGGUAUACAACCAAAUGUUCGACGCUAACACAAUGGUGAACUUCGAUCAGGAGUACAGAAGUCUAAGCUCCGGGGCAAUUGCAGCAAGGGACCUGCAUGUUAGACUUGGUGCAAUGCCUCAUGUCACACGUACCACGAUCGGUGAGCAUGGUGUGGUUAAUACAAAGGCGUUGUGCAAGGCUGCAGUCUUGCUUAAAGACCCCCCGCAAAACAGGAAUACUGCGCAUUCGUAG